UUUAUUUCUUUAAAUAAUGAUUGGAAUUUUAUAAUAGAUUGUAUUUUUUAAUUUUUUAUAAUAUUAAUUUUUAUGAAAUAAAGAUUUUUUAAGAUUUUAAAAAGCUGAAAAUAAAUAAUAUUAUAAACUAAGAUGGGAGCAAAUUUAUCUUCUUUCCAUAUUUUUGGUGCUCCAUUAAGUAUUGAUUCAUACAUAUCAGAGCUUUCAGAUAUUCAAUAUAGAAAAAGUUUAUCUUCCGCUCGGUUUAUGAAAACUGUUCGUUGUCAGCAUCUGGAAGGGCCUGUUGUUGUAAAAUUGUUUGUAAAACCAUCAUCGUCGUAUACUCUGAAAAGUUAUAUUGAGCAAGUCGAAUCUGUUCGUGAGAAAUUAUUGAAUAUUCCUAAUGCUAUUCCAUAUAGGCGUGUUUUUGAAACAGAAAAAGCAGGAUAUCUUGUAAGAGAGUUUUUUUUUAGUAGUUUGUAUGAUAGAAUUAGCACUAGACCUUUUCUUCAAAUGAUAGAGAAAAAAUGGAUUGUAUUUCAACUUUUAUCUGGAUUAAGAGAUUGUCAUUCUAAAGGAGUUUAUCAUGGAGAUAUUAAAAUUGAAAAUGUUAUGGUAACUUCAUGGAAUUGGGUCUAUUUGGUUGAUUUUUCGUUUUUUAAGCCUAAUUUUUUGCCUGAAGAUAAUCCUGCUGAUUUUUCUUAUUUUUAUGAUAGUUCAUCAAGACGUGUCUGUUAUAUUGCACCUGAGCGCUUUCUUUGUUCAAGUGAGUUGCGUCAUGGUGAAUUGACUGAUAAAAUGGAUAUUUUUAGUCUUGGAUGUGUGAUUGCAGAACUUUUUCUUGAAGGAAUACCUUUAUUUACUCUUUCUCAGUUAUUAAAAUAUAAGCAAGGUAGAUAUAACCCAAUAUCUACACUCUUAAACAAAAUUGAGGACCUCGAGAUUAAAUCUCUUAUUUGUCAUAUGAUCAAUUUGGAUCCAGAAAAGCGAUUGUCUGCACAAGAAUAUCUUGAAAAAUGGAGAAACAGUGUUUUUCCUGAUUAUUUUUUUACAUUUCUUUAUCAGUACAUUAAUUCAAUUAUGCAACAUUCACAAAAAGAACAUGUUGAAUUCAAGAAAAAAAUGUUUUAUAUGGACGAUUAUAUUGAACGUAUUUAUCAUGAUCUCGAUAAAAUUGCGUAUUCUCUUGGCUUUGAAGAUUAUGAAAAUGUCAAAAAAGUCUCUUUUUCGAAGAAUUUGUAUGGAAAUUCUAUUACACAAUUUGAAGUUUAUGAACAUUCUAUUCCUUUAGCUAAACCUGUUUCAUCUGAUAAUGGUGUUUUGAUUUUUUUAUCUCUUAUUAUGUCGUCAAUAAGAAAUCUUCUUAAACCAAUAUCACGCAUAAUUGCUUGUCAUAUACUUUUGAUAUUUAGCUAUAGAAUAACAGAUGAAACUAAACAUGAUCUUUGCUUACCGUAUCUUGCUGUUCUUCUUAAUGAUGAUGUUCCGUCAGUUAGAAUGUCUUCUUUAUAUACAAUAACGAAAUUGCUUGCUUCUAUAAUUAUAAUAACACCUAUUAAUAUACAUGUAUUUUUGGAAUAUAUAUUACCAAUGUUGAAUCCUUUAGUUACUGAUCCUAAGUCAUGUGUUAGAAUACUGUAUGCAUCAUGUAUAUCUAGCAUUGUGAAUACAGCUCAGCGAUUUUUAAAUAUAGCUGAAGCAUUUCGCUUAGAUGGCAUUUUAGAAUUUGCUGGUAAUGAUAUAGAAAGAUUUAAUGGAAGUACUUCUAGUAUGGCAAUGACGUAUGAUAGUAGUUUAAAUGAUUUACAAGAUGCAUUUAAGCAACAUGUUAUGAUUUUGCUUACCGACACGAAUUCUGAUGUUAGACGUGCUUUAAUGGGCUCUAUUGCAUCUCUUUUGAAAUUUUUUUACAAACAAAACAUUGGUGAUGCAAUUUUGAGUCACUUAAUAACUUAUUUAAAUGAUAAAGACUGGAUGUUAAGAUAUUCUUUUUUUGAACAUAUUGCCAGUAUUGCUUUAUAUGUUGGGAGCCAGAGCUUAGAGGAAUAUAUAAUGCCUUUAAUAAUACAAGCUUUAAUUGAUAUAGAAGAAUUUGUAGUUGAAAAAGUUAUAUCAUCUCUUACUAGUAUUAUGGAAUUAGGUUUAUUUCAAAAACCUAGAAUAUGGGAUCUUCUUGUAACUUUAUUAAAAUAUACUCUUCAUCCAAAUGUCUGGAUUAGAACUGAAAGUAUAAAAUUCAUCGUUGCAAGUAUAAAGUGGUUGGAAAAGGUUGAUAUUCAUUGUAUAUUAUAUUCUUUAUUAAGACCGUUUUUGCGCUGCGAUAUUAUUAAUAUUACUGAAACAGCAUUGUUAGAAAAUCUACAUACUCAGAUUCCUAGAUUUGUAUUUGAUACUGCUAUUGCUUGGGCUGCGAGAAAUGAAAAAAGUUUAUUCUGGAAAUCUGCAAAAUCUAAGGAAUUGUUUGUUUCGACACAAUAUGUUGAUGAAAAUGAUAUUCAGAUUCUUUUUCCCUCAGCAAAGUGUGUUCCUUUAUCUGAAGAUGAGAUUGAAAAAACUAUGUAUUCUCAUGAAAGAAUGAAUAUAUCAAAAGAUGAUGAAGAAUGGAUAAUAAAGUUAAGAGAUCUUGGAAUGACUAUUUCUGAUGAAUGGAAAUUAAAUUUACUUAAAGAAUAUAUAUGGAAAGUAGCCCAUUUAUCUUCAAGCUAUCGACGACAUGAUAAUAGUUCUAUUGUUGAAACUCAGGAUGGUUUUGUUUCCCUUAAAACGUUGGAUAUUCAUCCUAAAAUUGUUUUUUCUGAUAAUUUAUCUUCAAAAUCAAAAAUUAAAAUUUCACAAUUAACAAAUACCCUUGCUUUUGAAGACAAAUCGGAGGAUUUUAAUAAGUUUACCGAUAAGCAAUCUGAAGAUGCUCUAACACCAUCAUUUUCUAAGAAUAAUUUAUCUGUUAUUUUUUCAAAUGAAGAACUAAUACCACAUGUUAUCUCAGACAAUUCAAAUAUUGAUUUGGUUACUACUAAUUCAAGCUUUCAUGAAGAAAGAAGUUUCAGUACUGAUGACAAACAAGUAGAGAUUGGUUUUUGCGAAAGUUCUUCUGAUACUAAAGAAGUUUCUAAUAAUUUAAUUAAUAUAAAACCUUUUUUGGAUUCAAGAAUUUCCGAAUCAGAGGAAAAUAGAAUUUUUUCAUCUAAAAAUGAUGAAUCAUGCUUAGAUAAUAAGCAGCAUAAUUCAAAUUUGAUAUAUACGAAAACCGUUUUAUUAAAUAAGACUGUUCCAGAAACUUCAACUAAUACAGAAAAUGUACUAGGAAUUCUAGAGAGCUUUUUAAAUAGAUAUUUAACAUCAAAUAUUGCAAAGGAUGCCUCAGAUGGUGAAAUUGAUUUAGACUUAUCUUUAUUUUCCAAGUCUGUUUAUUCUUCUGAUGAAAAUGACAAAGAUAUUUUUAAUUUUCUAAACAAAAUAUUUGUUGAUAAUUCCUCUGAAGAAAUAAAAGACUUUGAUUCUAUUGUUUCUUCACAAAAAAUAAAUAUUAAAAAAAAUUCUGGAAAGCUAUCUAUAAAUACUCUAUGGCGGCCUGUGGGAACUUUAAUUGCUCAUUUUUCUGAACAUUCUAAAGGAAUUAAUCGUGUAAUUGUUUCUGCUGAUAAUGUAUUUUUUGCUACUGGUUCGGAUGAUGGUACUGUAAAAAUAUGGGAUAUUAGUCGUCUUAAAAAAAACGUUACUAAUAGAUCUCGAUUAACUUAUCAGCAUUCAAUGUUUUCAAGAAUUAUAUCUCUUUGUUUUAUAUCUAAUACGCACUGUAUAGCUAGUGGAGCUAAUGAUGGGAGUCUCCAUAUUAUAAAGGUUGAAUGUAUAACUAAUAUUGGUCCAUUCCCGAAAUAUAGACGUAUUAAAAUUCUUCGAAAAUAUGAAAUAGGGAAAGAUGAAUAUGCUGUUUGGAUGGAACAUUUUGAAACAGAUCAUGAAUCUAUUUUAAUGAUAGCAACAAACAUGUCACGAGUAAUUGCAUUGGAUAUACGUACUAUGAAAGAGUUAUAUAAUUUAUUAAAUCCUCCUCAACAUGGGAUGCCUACGUGUUUUUGUAUAGAUCAACAGAAAACAUGGUUAUUACUUGCUGGUACACAUGGUAUUCUAGAUUUAUGGGACUUAAGAUUUCAAAUUAGAUUGAAAUCAUGGGGUUUGCAUGGUGCUUCUAAGAUUCAUCGACUUUUAUUACAUCCUACAAAAGGUCAUGGAAAAUGGGUAUGCAUAGCUGGAGGAAAUAGUCAGCAUGAAGUCACUGUUUGGGAUAUAGAAAAAGCACAGUGUCGCGAAAUAUAUAGGGUUGUAAAAGGAAAAGAUACUGGUAAAGGUUAUGAACUAUGGGAAAUUGAUAGCGAGAGUUCAGAAAAAAUCCUUAGAAAAUAUAUUGAAAAUAUUAAUAAUUUAAGUUUUGAUAAUAAAAUAUCAGGAGAUAAUAGAGGAGUAUGUGCAAUGAUAGUUGGUAUUUCUGGAAUGUCUCAUGGUAUUACGUCUAAUAUUAUAAAUCAUGGUUUUAUUAUUUUUUCUGGAACUGAUCAAAAAAUAAGAUUUUGGAAUCUUGAUUCUAAUGAAACAGAAAAAGGUUUUAUUAUAAGUGGAUUGGAACCAGGAGAAAAAAUGCCAAUUUAUACAACAACUAAUCUUACUUCAACUUUAGUUCUUAAUACUGAGCAACCUAUUUCUGUAUUUUCAGCCGACGAACCUGUUUCACUUAAAUCUUUUUCGAAGAUAUCUCGUUCUGCACUUAUUCAACAACAAAAUUGUUUUUUAAAGAAUCAUAUUGAUUUAAUUCAAGACAUUGCUUUUAUUGAUGAUCCUUACAAAAUGAUUAUUUCUGUUGAUCGUUCUGGUACUAUUAAUGUUUAUGGAUAAUUAUAUAAUUUCAUAUAGAGGAUAUGCAAAUUAUGG
Messenger RNA from Pneumocystis murina B123, 4905 nucleotides. RefSeq lists its product as hypothetical. The transcript is spliced from 14 exons. Gene Ontology annotation, biological process: autophagy of peroxisome; macroautophagy; protein targeting to vacuole. Lineage: Eukaryota; Fungi; Ascomycota; Pneumocystomycetes; Pneumocystales; Pneumocystaceae. Gene Ontology annotation, molecular function: protein binding; ATP binding; protein serine/threonine kinase activity. The coding region runs from base 133 to 4869 and encodes 1578 amino acids. Gene Ontology annotation, cellular component: nucleus-vacuole junction; phosphatidylinositol 3-kinase complex, class III, type II; late endosome. The record is from RefSeq and is a predicted model, not a curated record.